AUGAGUUUAAGUAGAAUAUUUGGAUUGAUACCAUCGUAUGAUCAAUUGUACUUGCCGGAUCCGGAACAACAGUUUGUUUGGGGAUGGAACAACGAAGGUCAGCUGGGUGUAACAAUGUCGGCGGCAAGCAUGAACAGCGGUGGCGAUGUCGUCGACUUUAAGACAAUGUCAAAGAAUUUCGUCACCAAAGACGUUGCGAUAGGAUUGUCACACACUCUGCUGUUGUCUAGAAACGGUGAGGUCUAUGCAGUGGGUAAAGGCAAAUACGGCAGACUCGGUAAUGAUAGCGAGCGCUCGUUACGCUCACUCUUUAGAAUCCCUAUAUCAAUCAGAGUCUUAAAGAUAGCUGCAGGUUCAUUCCACUCUGCUUUCAUCACGGAGAAGCAUCAGCUAUUCACAUUUGGUCGUGGAGAUUCCGGACAACUCGGUCACAACGACUACAUCGAUCAAUUCUCACCGAAGCAAGUCAGCUGUAGCGAUCCAAUCGAUCUAGUUGCGUGUGGAUCGGAUCAUACUGUUUUUGUAACUUUCAGCUGUGGAACCUAUCAUACCAACGUACUGACGGCGGAAGGUCUAAUCUACUCUUGGGGAACGAACGACUACGGUCAAGUCUCGCCAGACACCAGAGGAAUCAUCAACGUUCCACAACGCCUUAGAACACCAAACUCCAAAGGUGGAUCACCCAUAAUGAAUGUAUAUGCAGGUGGUAGAUCAUCAAUGGCAAUAAGAUUUUAUCCAACAUUAAUAAGAGUUAGAGAAUCUACUUAUAAAAAUGAUAUCGAGAAUAUAUUUACGAAUAAUACAAAUACAGAUUGUGAGGUGAUAUUGAAGGAUAAGAGUGGAGAUGAAGAGAAAACAAAUAUUAUACUGUCACACAAGAUCUUUUUGACGAGAUCAUCGUUGUUUAGUGAUCAGCUAGAUAGCAAUACCAUUGAUGUAGGUGAUGAAUUUGAAUCGUUUGCACAAUUAAACUCAUUCAUUACCAAACUCUAUAAAGAUGAUGAAAAUGAGAUUGAUUUAGUAUCAAAUCAUCUUUUCUUAUAUAUAAAUAAUCCUUUAUAUUCAGAUGUAAAGAUUUGUGUAAAAGAGAAAGCAUUCUAUGCACAUAAAUGUAUAUUAGUAGCAAGAUCAAAUAAAUUAAAAGUACAAUUGGAAUCUUUCUUUCAAGAGGGUAUAAAUAAUACUAUAUUUAUUGAUAAUGUAAAUCCAGAUGUAUAUUACGCAUUCAUUCAUUAUUUAUAUACAGACAAGUUGAAUAUAGAUGCAGAGAAUGCAAUUGAAUUAUUGUUUUUGGCGCAUGAAGAGAACUUGGAGAGAAUGUUAGAAUUGGUACAAGAAUAUUUAAUCAAUGGUAUCGAUGAUGAUAAUGUUUCACCAUUAUACGAUAUAAGUACAAGAUUAGACUUAAAAUCAUUAGGUGAUCAAUGUUUAUAUUAUAUUGCAAAGAAUAUCGAUAAUGUAUCGAAAACAGAAACAUUCAGUGAAUUACCAGAGGAAUUAAAGAAGAAAUUGAUAUCAAGUUCAGUUCCUUUCUCAAUGAAGAAAGAUAAGGAAAAGAAUUGUAUACUCAUAAAUUUUUAA
Heterostelium album PN500 is the source of this 1581-nucleotide messenger RNA. Its product is annotated as ankyrin repeat-containing protein. Bases 1 to 1581 code for a protein of 526 amino acids. Gene Ontology annotation, molecular function: protein binding. Lineage: Eukaryota; Evosea; Eumycetozoa; Acytosteliales; Acytosteliaceae. The record is from RefSeq and is a predicted model, not a curated record. The transcript has 8 exons.